Molecule: messenger RNA, 2037 nt
Organism: Papaver somniferum (opium poppy)
Lineage: Eukaryota; Viridiplantae; Streptophyta; Magnoliopsida; Ranunculales; Papaveraceae
Exons: 4
Coding region: 1-2037 (678 amino acids)
Biological process (GO): DNA integration
Molecular function (GO): nucleic acid binding; RNA-DNA hybrid ribonuclease activity
Source: RefSeq, a predicted model, not a curated record
AUGUGUCUCUACACCGCCUUCAGUGAUACUGCCGUCGGGGCUUUGCUCGCUCAAGAGAACGACGAGGGAAUCGAACGUCCCAUAUACUACUUCUGCCGAAUAUUAAGAGAUGCUGAACUCAGAUAUCCCAAGAAGGAGAAAGAAUGUUUAUCUCUAAUCCAUUCAAUUCAGAAGUUUAGGCAUUACCUACUGUCCAACAAGGUGGUACUCGUAUCUAAAUCUGAUCCUGCAAAGUUUUUACUUUCAAAACCAGUCCUGACGGGAAGGACAUCCAAGUGGCUUCUCCAAAUGUCAGAGCUGGACAUAACAUGUGCAUUGCCUAGAGCUAUCAAGGGGCAAGCAGUCGCAGACUUACUAGCAGCAUUCCCUGGAGAAGGCACCACAGGGCUACACGAGGAUCUUCUUGGAGAAUUUCCAGACAUCUCUGUUGUCGAGGAAGAAGUGUGGUUGUUGUAUUUUGACGUCUCCUCCACCCCUAGCAAUAACAUCGGAGGAGCGGGCGUGGUCUUAGUAUCCCCAACUGGGGAAGUAUUCUCACACUCCUUCAAGCUGGACUUCCAAUGCACCAACAACUCAGCGGAGUAUAAAGCCUUCCUCAUAGUGUUGUCAAUAUCCAAGCAAGCAGGAGUCACACGUCUGGAGAUAAGAGGUGACUCCAAGUUACUGGUGAACCAGAUGAAUGGAGUAUACGCAUUGAAGGAAGUAAUAAUAGCUCCAUACAUGUCAGAAGCAAAAAGGUUACUAAACUACUUUGCCGAUGCAACCAUAAUCCAUGUUGGUCGCAGAAACAACAAACACGUCGAUUGUCUAGCCACAGUGGCGUCCAAAUUGAAGUUCGAAGGUUUAGAAGAAACCCUGACAGUAAAGAGGAGAACCAUAGAAUCAACAUGGCUGUCAAAAUACAAAGACACCAAGAUUUGCGAUUGGCGAACUCCGAUCAUUCAGGAGCUCAACAACUCACUUUUCCAAGGAAAGGUCAAUCUCAAAACCCUGCAGAACUUCUUCAUGCUUCAUGGUAUGUUAUAUCAUCGAAACCCGCAUGGUUCCCUAUCGAGAUGUCUUGGGGAUGAUGAAGCACAACUACAGCUUAACCACGUUCACAAUGAAAUUUGUGGACAAUCACUGGUGGUAACGCUUUACCGACGACUUCAACUCCUGGGCUAUUACUGGCCAGAGAUGGAGGCUCAAUCCCGACUGCUUCAGAAGUCCUGCUCAAAUUGUCAAGCACCGCCACACCAAUUGGAGGUUUUUAGUGUGGACCACACUGGGGACUGGAGAGAGCCGUACAUUAGCUAUCUCCGCGACGGGGCAACUCCUGCUAGUCAAAAGGAUGCUGUAAAGAUAAAGCAAAAGGCCAAGCGGUUCAUAUUCCACGCAGGGAUCUUAUACCGCAAGAGCUUCGGAGGUGAUCUAUUGAGUUGGGUACUGGACAUUAUCAGAAAAAUCAAUCCGCCAUCAUCGAAGCAGCAUGAAUAUAUCAUAACCGCAACAGAAUACUUCACUAAAUGGGUGGAGGCCAUUCCUCUGCGAGGAACUACAAAAGCAACAAUUGCGGCUUUCAUUAAAGAGUAUAUCAUUUGCCGUUUUUGUGUGCCUAAGCACAUUAUCACUGAUAAUGGCACUCCCUUCGUCAACAAACAGGUACGAGAGUUACCUGAAGAAUUUGGAAUUAAGCAGGUCUUCUCCACUGUCUACUACCCUCAAGGAAACAGACAAGCUGAGAGUACCAACAAGACGUUGAUCCGGAUUAUCAGUCGAACAAAUCUUUACAUGGAUCGUGUUUAUUCUCAUGGUGCAAACUACACCAAAAAAACACAGCUUCCCAGUGUCUAUGAGAACAUGACUGGUAGAUCUAAGUCCGGAAGGUGGAGACCUAUCUCAGUAAAUCCUCUAGAACCAAUCUCUAGAGGUCCUAGACUUAGUUAUCAAAAAGAUCAAUUUGAUGGACUCUCAAAAAGGGCCGUAAAAACUUGCUAUGGAGUUGAAAACAGUCAAAAAGAGGUUGAGAUUUAUGUUUAUUAUUCUCUCUGUAUCUAA